Nelumbo nucifera (sacred lotus) is the source of this 2320-nucleotide messenger RNA. RefSeq names its product E3 ubiquitin protein ligase RIN2. Gene Ontology annotation, molecular function: ubiquitin protein ligase activity; ubiquitin binding. Gene Ontology annotation, cellular component: plasma membrane; cytosol; ubiquitin ligase complex. The record is from RefSeq and is a predicted model, not a curated record. Gene Ontology annotation, biological process: ubiquitin-dependent protein catabolic process; protein ubiquitination; positive regulation of plant-type hypersensitive response. Lineage: Eukaryota; Viridiplantae; Streptophyta; Magnoliopsida; Proteales; Nelumbonaceae.
UUUUAUUUUCGGGUUUCGUUUUUCGUUUUCACGUUCCCGCAAAAAACUGACCUCUCUCUCUCUCUCUCUCCGUUACGAGGAACAAAAGCAGAGAAAGUGAAAAAAACCCUGCCGACGACAUUAAACCUUCUUGGUCGAAGCAGGGAGGAGUAUGAACCCUCUAAGUUAUCGUCACUCCAGUUUUUUGUGAUUUGUACCUAGUCAACUGAUCUUUGGAUGCCACAUCCUGGAUAUUUUUGUCUAGCCAUGCUAGUUCAGUUGUGAUGAAACUUUGGGAGAUUGAUCUUGGUAAAGAGUUUGCUUUUACUGAAAAUGGGUGUGGGCUACUUAUCCAUCUCAGCACUCUGUACGGUGCUAAGCCUUGUAGGGCUCCAAUGGUGGACAGUAUUGUUACUGGAUCGGAUCAAGUCAGAUGGCUCAAUUGGUGAAAACGUUAUUCAUUCAGGGAAUGCUGGCCAUGCACUAGAGCUGCUUUUGGGUUCAUACAUCACAAUUGCCUUGCUAGCGAAUUUUGCACUUAAUGUAUUUAUCCUGGUCGUUUUAUGUCUCAAGACUUUAUUUUUCGUGCAGCUCUACCCUUCUGAGAUUCGCAAAGUGGUGGAACGUCUUAUCAAUUAUGUCAUUUACAAGGGAACCUUUCUUCCACUGGUAGUUCCGCCAACAAUUUUUCAAGCAGGCAUGUGGACAACUUGGUUAAUAGUUCUUUGUUCCUUAAAGAUGUUUCAAGCAUUGGCUAGAGACCGACUUGAACGGUUGAACGCAUCUCCUUCUGCAACUCCAUGGACAUAUUUUCGUGUUUUUUCAGUGUUCUUGUUGGUUCUCUCUACUGAUUUGUUCUGGAUAAGACUUUGUCUCAUGAUAUGCAAAUCUUUAGGCUCAACCACAUUUCUGCUCUUACUCUUUGAGCCUAUGAGCAUUGCUUUUGAGACAUUACAGGCAAUUAUGGUUCAUGGGUUUCAGCUCCUUGAUUUGUGGCAUCGCCAUUCAGCAGAAAGCAGAACAGACUGUCAAACAUCACAGUUUUUUAAUAGAUCAGCUGCAGGGUCUCUAUUGGAAUGGAAGGGUAUUCUUAUUCGGAAUUUUGGUUUUUUCCUUGACAUGAUGACCUUGUUAAUGGCACUUGGUCAUCAUUUACAUAUUUGGUGGCUUCAUGGCAUGGCCUUCCAUCUUGUAGAUGCCGUCCUUUUCCUUAAUAUACGUGCCUUGGUUAGCACAAUGAUAAAGCGAAUAAAAGGGUUCAUCAAGUUGAGAAUGGCUUUAAGUGCUCUUCAUGGGGCACUUCCUGAUGCAACAUCUGAAGAGCUACAAGCAUAUGAUGACGAAUGUGCAAUUUGUAGAGAACCAAUGGCCAAGGCUAAAAAGCUGUCUUGUAAUCACCUUUUCCAUCUAGCAUGUUUGAGGUCUUGGUUGGAUCAAGGUCUAAGUGAGAUUUAUUCUUGCCCAACUUGUCGGAGGCCACUUUUUGUGGUCAGACCUGAAGUCAACUCAAACCCCAAUUCUAGAAAUGUCUCAAGUGAUGAGCAGCUUGCUCGUCAAAUAGGAUCAGGAUUGGAGCAGCCAGACACAUCUGGACAUGCACUUCCUAUGGGGGCAUUCUCUGAACAGCCACAACAUCCUUUAGAAAGUAGUCCAUGGAGGGGUGUGGGUGUGGAUUCAAGUUGGCUGCAUCCUUGGCCAAGCCAGGCUCUUGAUGGUGCUGGUCCAUCUACUGCAAUUAGAUCAGUUGGAUUGGGCAGAUUCCAAAUGAUGAUGAGACAUCUUGCAUCUGUGGGUGAAACCUAUGCUCAGACUGCUCUUGAAGAUGCUGCAUGGAGCUUUUGGCCUAUCACACAACCUCAAGCUGUCUCUGGUUCCUCUGUUCCUCCUGUGGCUAUGGCUACAAGGUACACUGGAAAUGCUGGUGGUUUACGGUUUAGGAAUGCUUCACCCUCUGCAACUGAUAAUAUAUCAAAUAUACUUGCCAUGGCUGACACAGUACGGGAGGUGCUACCCCACAUCCCCGAUGAAAUAAUUUUCCAGGACUUGCAGCGAACAAACUCUGUUGCCGUUACUGUGAAUAAUCUUCUUCAAGUGUGAUCACUCAUUGCAUUUUCUCUGGUGCCAAUUCACUUGCUUGAAGAACUCGAGGUGAUUAAAAGAAUUGUAUAUUCCAAACAUCUAAGGUAGGUGAUUAAAAGAAUUAUAGAGGCCCUUGAAAUUCUGCAGAAACUAUGGUCUCCUAGUCUUUUUCCCUUUUCCUUAAUUUCCAUGCAUCUCAUCAUAUGUAUAUACGUUCACUUAUAAUAGUAAAGGACUCCGAUGGAAACCCUUUUUGUGCAAA